GUGGGUCGCAACAGUACCAAAUUUGUCUGUAGCGCUAUGGCAAAUUUAAGAACAUGUCUUGCGUUUUUAUUUUUAUGUUGCAGUCUCUGCGAUGCGGUUUAUGAAGACCAGGUUGGAAAAUUCGACUGGAGACAGCAGUAUGUGGGAAAAGUCCUCUUCGCGCAUUUUGAAUCCCACUCUCAGGCUUCUAAGAAACUCAUUCUGGCCACAGACAAAAAUAUUGUGGCUUCGCUAAAUCCUAGGACUGGCGAUCUUUUUUGGCGACAGGUGGACAAGGCCGGUCCGGAAGGACAUAUUGAUACACUGCUGUUCCACGGACAGGAUGCUGUGGUAGUGACCGGGAAUGGCCGCCUCUUGCGUUCCUGGGAGUCCAGUGUCGGGGCUCUGAAUUGGGAGAUGUUGCUUGACCCUGGCAGCUUCCUGGCGGCUGUGUUGGUAGGCACACAGGACUCCGUGAAGUUUGUGGCAGUGUUGAAAAAGGCCACUGUCUCCCUGCACUACCUCUCUAAUGGCCACCAAAAGUGGACAGAGACCCUGCCAGACAGUGACACGGUGCAUUACCAGGCCGUGUACUCCAGCGGUGGGUCACAACUCUUUGUGUUAGGAGUAGUUCCUCACUCCCAUCUGUCCAUCAUCACUUUCAACAUUGAGGAUGGUGAGAUAACAAGUCAGAGGUCAGUGGAUGCUCCGUGGCUGUCCAGUAUUCAGGCUAGAUGUACAGUGGUGGGCCAGGGGGUCCUGAUCUGCGCCGAUGCCUCUACGCUAUCUCUCUAUAUGCUGCCUCUUAGUUCUGAAGAGCCAGUGGGGCUGCAGCAGGUGCCUCUGCAGUCUCUGGACCUGGAUUUGGCCCUAGGGUUCCAACCAGUCCUGCUAACAACCCAGCCAAACCCAGCUCGCCCUCCACUGGCCCAGUUCUUUCUGCAGCUGGGCCCUGACCAUCAUGUUCUACUGCAGCUCAGUGAUGGUCAUCUCAGCCCACUCAGGGAUUUCCAGCCGGCUUUCCUGGUUUCAUUUGCUACCACCGGAGAGAAGACUGUGGCGGCUGUCCUCUCCCCUAAAAAUGAAACGGUGAGUUCUAAGGAAGGUGUUAAGAGAAACAUAAAUGCCUUUGUGCAUUAUGCCGGUUGGCAGUGGCUGGUAUUUGACCAUGUCUGUAAUGAGCAGGCCUGCAGUGUUAGUCUGUACUCUGCUGACUCUGGCCGGAGGCUCCUGGACACCACAGUGACUAUUCAUCUGGAUCCCAAUGGUGGGAAACCAGAGAAGCUCUAUGUGCAUGCCUUCCUGAAGAAGGAUGACUCCGUAGGAUACCGGGUGCUGGUACAGACAGAAGAUCACACAAUCACGUUCCUGCAGCAGCCGGGUCGGAUUGUGUGGACAAGGGAAGAGGCGCUGGCUGAUGUGGUUACCAUGGAGAUGGUGGACUUGCCCCUUACUGGGACUCAAGCGGAACUGGAGGGCGAGUUUGGGAAGAAAGCCGAUGGGCUGGCUGCCAUGGUGCUGAAGCGUCUCUCCUCCCAGCUCAUCUUGCUGCAAGCCUGGAUUGCACACCUCUGGAAGCUCUUCUAUGAUGCGCGCAAGCCGCGCAGCCAGGUGAAGAAUGAGGUUACCAUCGAGACACUCGCCAGAGAUGAGUUCAACUUGCAGAAGAUGAUGGUGAUGGUGACAGCCUCUGGGAAGCUGUUUGGCAUCGACAGCAAAUCUGGAAUGGUGCUCUGGAAACACUACCUGCGCAAUGUCCAGCCCAAUGCUGUCUUCAAACUGAUGGUACAGAGGACUACUGCUCACUUCCCACACCCACCACAGUGCACUCUCCUUAUAAAAGACAAGGAGACUGGACUGGCUGCACUGCACGUGUUCAACCCCAUCUUUGGGAAGAAGAGCCAUGUGACUCCUCCUACCCUGUCACGGCCUGUGCUCCAGUCACUGCUGCUGCCCCUCAUGGACCAGGACUAUUCCAAAGUCUUGCUACUGAUUGAUGAUGAGUACAAGGUUACAGCCUUUCCCUCUACAAAGAAUGUGCUACAGCAGCUCCAGGAAAUGGCUUCCGCAAUAUACUUCUUUCUUGUUGAUGCCAGCCAGGGGAAGCUCUCCGGCUUCCGUCUCCGCAAGGACCUGUCCACAGAGCUGAUCUGGGAGGUGGUCAUCCCUCCAGAGGUGCAGAAGAUCGUGGCUGUGAAGGGGAAGCGUGCCAAUGAACAUGUGCACUCACAAGGUCGUGUGAUGGGGGACCGCAGUGUGCUGUACAAGUAUCUCAACCCUAACCUGCUUGCCGUGGUGACGGAAAGUGUAGACACACACCAGGAGCGCAGCUUUGUGGGAGUCUUCCUCAUUGAUGGCGUCACGGGCCGCAUUAUCCACGAAGCAGUGCAGCGGAAGGCCCGUGGGCCCAUCCACCUUGUCCACUCGGAAAACUGGGUGGUGUAUGAGUACUGGAAUGCCAAGUCACGGAGGAAUGAGUUUUCUGUGCUGGAGCUCUUUGAGGGCACCGAGCUCUACAACAGCACCGUGUUCAGCUCCCUGGACCGUCCGCACCUGCCUCAGGUUCUGCAGCAGUCCUACAUCUUCCCCUCAUCCAUCAGCACUAUGGAGGCCACGCUUACGGAGAAAGGCAUCACCAGCCGACACCUCCUCGUGGGCUUGCCAUCAGGGGCUAUCCUAUCAUUGCCAAAGAUGUUCCUGGAUCCUCGCAGGCCAGAGAUGGCAACAGAGCAGAGUCGGGAAGAGAAUCUUAUCCCAUAUGCACCAGAGAUGCCCAUCCGUACAGAGUGGUUCAUCAAUUACAAUCAAAGUGUGACCAGAGUACGAGGAAUCUAUACUGCCCCCUCUGGCCUGGAGUCCACAUGUCUGGUGGUUGCAUAUGGCCUGGACAUCUUCCAAACACGGGUUUACCCUUCCAAACAGUUUGAUGUUCUGAAGGACGAUUAUGACUAUGUUUUGAUCAGCAGCGUGCUAUUUGGCCUCUUCUUUGCCACCAUGAUUUCCAAACGGUUGGCUCAGGUGAAGUUGCUAAACCGGGCCUGGCGGUAAGGCUUCCUAGGCCUCAGUCAUACGGCCCUCAGUCAGCCUGCUCGUCCUCUGCCUGGACAGCCCUGUUUGCUGGAGGACAGCGGAUCCCUUGCCUCAUCCUGUUAGAUCUUCAAAUGUGUCCCUAUUACAUUUACAAACAGGGCUUAUCUGGGAUUUUGGAAGACCACCAGUAUGGUGUCAAAGCCUGCGGUACAAUACUUUUGCAGUCAUGGGGGUAAAUGAAGGAAAUUCCAUCCUGCUUUCAAAGACCUCCCCCCACCACUACAAUUACAUAUGUAAAGGCCUCUCCUUUCAUUUUCAUGUAGUUUUGUUUCUGACAAAUUCACAUACCCCACAUGCACACUUGAGAUGCUGACAAUAGCUGGAGGCGGUGAAGGGACUCAACAACAGGUAAUACUUGAGGGGUCAUAUGCUGGCCAUGUUACAUGGAGCCAGAUAUUUACCACUUUUAAAUGGGCAGAAUUGGCUGUGCUGUGAAUAAUGUGGAAGGUUUGGGAAAUGAUUACCUUUGCAUUUUUAUUAUUUGACCUUAAUUGGGUUUUUUAAAUUUAAUUUUCCUAAAAAUUUUC
Molecule: messenger RNA, 3596 nt
Organism: Scleropages formosus (Asian bonytongue)
Lineage: Eukaryota; Metazoa; Chordata; Actinopteri; Osteoglossiformes; Osteoglossidae
Gene: emc1
Product: ER membrane protein complex subunit 1
Exons: 22
Coding region: 37-3027 (996 amino acids)
Biological process (GO): protein folding in endoplasmic reticulum
Cellular component (GO): EMC complex
Molecular function (GO): protein binding
Source: RefSeq, a predicted model, not a curated record